This is a messenger RNA of Musa acuminata AAA Group (dessert banana), 1576 nucleotides long. Its product is annotated as galacturonokinase. Gene Ontology annotation, molecular function: ATP binding; galactokinase activity. Gene Ontology annotation, cellular component: cytoplasm; cytosol. NCBI's taxonomy places the organism in Eukaryota, Viridiplantae, Streptophyta, Magnoliopsida, Zingiberales, Musaceae. The record is from RefSeq and is a predicted model, not a curated record. The transcript has 14 exons. The coding region runs from base 128 to 1393 and encodes 421 amino acids. Gene Ontology annotation, biological process: galactose metabolic process; carbohydrate phosphorylation.
UUUUCGCAAACACUCGAACGACUUCCCCUCGCGUUCACUCGCUACCGGCGCGUCAAUCGAUCUCAUCUUUCUCUAUAAAAGGGGGUUCGUUUUAGAUCCAGGCGGACAUAGGCUUCCGCGGGCGAGGAUGGUGGCUUCUUCGUGGCCGUCGCUGGAUGAGCUCGAUGCGGUGAGGAACAAGGUGGCCGAUAUGAGUGGCGCGGAUGUUAGGGAUGUGAGGGUUGUGGUUUCGCCAUAUCGGAUUUGCCCUCUCGGUGCCCACAUUGAUCAUCAGGGAGGAACCGUUACAGCUAUGACUAUCAAUAUGGGAAUACUGCUGGGCUUUGUCCCUUCACUUGAUGCUCAGGUUAUACUACGGUCUGGACAACUUCAUGGAGAAGUAAAGUUUAGAGUUGAUGAAGUUCAACACCCGAAAAAAAUUCCUGAAGAACCAGAUUGGGCAUGUUACCCCAGAGGUGCACUUUAUGCAUUGCAAAGUAAAGGACAUCAUCUCACUAAGGGUAUCACUGGGUUCAUUUGCGGUUCUGAGGAACAUAGUUCAGGGCUUAGCUCCUCCGCGGCUGUUGGCAUCGCUUACCUAUUAGCUUUGGAAACAGCAAAUUGUAAAAUCAUAGGUCCUGAAGAUAAUAUUGAAUUGGAUCGGCUAAUUGAGAAUGUGUAUCUACACCUCAAAAACGGUAUCCUGGAUCAGUCAGCUAUUUUGCUUUCGAAGUAUGGGUAUCUUACCUGGAUGGACUGCAAGACAAGAAAAUACGAUAAUGCCAACUUCUCAGAGCUGCAGAAAUGUCAGCAAUCCGAAGGACAAGCAACAUACAAGAUUUUAUUGGCAUUUUCAGGCUUAAAGGAACCUCUCAUGAGGAACUCUGGGUAUAAUACCCGAGUUUCAGAGUGCAGAGAGGCUGCAGAAACUCUUUUAGAUGCUUCGGGUAAUGGAAGUUUGGAACCUCUUCUUUGCAAUGUUGAUCCAGACUCCUUUGAAGCACACAAGAGUAUUUUAAAACCGAAUCUUGCAAAAAGAGCUCUCCACUACUUCUCAGAAAAUAAGCGGGUUAAGGAAGGACUGAAGGCGUGGGCUUCUGGAAAUUUGGAUGAUUUUGGGAAGCUAAUAUCUGCUUCUGGUCUCAGUUCCAUAGAGAACUAUGAGUGUGGGUGCAAGGAGAUGAUAGAUCUCUAUGAAAUCCUUCUGAAGGCUCCUGGUGUUUUCGGAGCCCGCUUCAGCGGUGCUGGAUUUAGAGGCUGCUGCCUUGCCCUGGUCGAUGCUGAUCUUACGGAUAAAGCCGCUGCCUUCGUCAAGCAGGAAUACCAAAAGGUUCAACCUGAGUUGGCCAGCAAGCUCCCGCAAGACAGGCUUGUGUUGAUAUGCGAACCAGGAGACUCUGCUCAUGUCAUAUAGCAAGUAGAAUUCAGCCACUGAAGGUACGUCGUUAACCUGCUAUCGCAAUUCUUAUUCAUUGUACAACUUGUCAUUCUAUUGUAAUAUCGCGUGCACAUUCGAUUUAUUGUUCCAUUCGACAUCUUCUGUCAUAAAAGUCUUUGCAUUUGUUGACACUUGAUAUGUGAAUGCUUUGUCGUUGCA